This is a messenger RNA of Neoarius graeffei (lesser salmon catfish), 2837 nucleotides long. RefSeq names its product sphingosine 1-phosphate receptor 3. The coding region runs from base 840 to 1838 and encodes 332 amino acids. The record is from RefSeq and is a predicted model, not a curated record. Gene Ontology annotation, molecular function: sphingosine-1-phosphate receptor activity. Gene Ontology annotation, cellular component: membrane. The transcript is spliced from 3 exons. Gene Ontology annotation, biological process: G protein-coupled receptor signaling pathway. NCBI's taxonomy places the organism in Eukaryota, Metazoa, Chordata, Actinopteri, Siluriformes, Ariidae.
UCCCAGCAUUUUUCUGUCUACCUAGAAGACCCACAUGGGGCCAUUUGGCCCGACCGCUUUUCCCCAAUACACUAAUCACUCAUUUUGUUAUGGUAAUGAGGCUGUUAGUGGCAGUGUGUGGGGUGAGGGGGUCACAUUUCACACACUUCAGACUUCAGUGGUGAAGUCAUGUUGGCUACUUCUGUGUGAAUGUGAGAAUGAGGAAUAAAAACACAUUCUAUUCUAAAAUGUGAACAUGUGAAUGUCCCAUGUGACCAUAACGACUCAUGUGACUGCAACCAGACAAUUGUUUGAUGGAUAAAUACCUCAGUGCACAUGGACUAUCGCUUCAGUUCCCUCAAGAAUUUUGUGGUGAAAGAAGCUCCUCUCCAAGGAACGAAGAUGCAGAGAUUCAACAUUCAACAGGCAUUGUCCCUCCCAAUGACAUCGUCUUCAGUGGGUCAUGUGGCUGCAAUGUUCUAAAUAUUCUCAUUGCUUCUGCGUGAAGCAGGCUGAAGAGGGAAAGUGCAUCACAUACGUAUACUGAGGUCGGUAAAUGGAAACCUGGCAACUCGGUUACACCAUUACUGCAGUGUAAGCAUGUGCACUGAAGAGGUUUCCCUUGCUUAGAGUUAACUGAAGGAAACUCCACAGCAGGAUGAAGUUAAGAGUCUUUACACUCUGUUGGAAUACGUAGAAGACGGGGACUUUUUUUUAGUUCUAUGGGAAAGAUAUUCUACCAACCACUUAUCUCCUAACAUCAAGGAAUGCACUAGGAUCUCCAAAGUCCCUCCAUCGUUCUGCAAACCUCUCUCACCAGGAGCACCCAGUCUCAAGCGAACCUUCUUUUCUGUGCUGUAAUGCCCCCUGCUGGAGCAAUGAUGAACCCAGACAUUUUCAAACAUUACAAUUAUACAGGAAAGCUGGACAAUCGGAACCACACCACGAGUGUUGAUUUCGGUCCCGAGAAGGUGGUGUUUCUAAUUAUAUGCAGCUUCAUAGUGCUGGAAAACCUGAUAGUGCUGAUAGCGAUAUGGCAAAACCACAAAUUCCACAGUCGCAUGUACUUUUUCAUCGGGAACCUUGCGCUGUGUGACUUGCUUGCUGGUGUGACAUACGCUGUAAAUCUGUUGAUGUCUGGAGAAAUAACUCUGCACCUUUCGACAGAAGAGUGGUUCAUCCGUGAGGGGAGUGUGUUCGUAGCUCUGGGAGCAUCCAUCUUUAGUCUGCUGGCUAUUGCCAUUGAAAGGCAUCUCACCAUGAUCAAAAUGAGGCCUUAUGACACGACUAAAAACUACAGAGUGUUUCUGCUUAUAGGGACAUGUUGGCUGAUUGCUGUGUCUCUCGGAGUGCUGCCCAUCCUGGGCUGGAACUGCCUGGGCAACCUUCCAUACUGCUCUGUCAUUUUACCGCUCUACGCAAAGAGCUACGUGGCAUUCUGCAUCAUCAUCUUUACAGCCUUGCUGCUGGCCAUUUCUGUACUGUACGCUCGCAUUUACGUCGUUGUGAAGUCCAGCAGCCGCAAGGUGAUGAAGCACAGCAACUCUGAGCACUCCAUGGCCCUGUUAAGGACAGUUAUCAUUGUCGUCGGGGUGUUCAUCGUAUGCUGGAUGCCUAUUUUUGUCCUCCUGCUCACUGAUGUGGCCUGCACAAUGAGGCAAUGCCCUAUCCUGCUCAAAGACGAGUGGUUCAUUGCUAUGGCCAUGAUGAACUCGGCUAUGAACCCAGUGAUCUACACUCUGGCGAGCAGGGAGAUGCGACGGGCAUUUUUUGGGCUGCUGUGCGGAUGUAUAGUGACACCAUGUACGGCUGGCGGCAAAGCGAACGGAGAAGGUAGCAGGAGUAAGAGUUCUAGUUAGAGUCAGAAACCACCUGAAGAUCAUGAGAAACAAGGGAACAUUGUCACUCAGGCAUCACAGAGAGCCCAGACUCCUGGAAUGAGACGAUCAAUUUAAGAUUAGUAUAGUGUAUAACCAUGAAUUUUGAGUUUAUCUUCAGAAGGUCCAGCAGAAGAUGGAGUUUUUUCUCUUUGGCUUAUGUCACAUAGUUGAUCAGGCAGCUAAUGACAGACCCCUUGCAAGCAGAGGACUUCAUUCCCGGCUGGUCUAUGUACCAAAACAUACAGUCAGCCAGUCUUACAUCACGUAUUACCAUACUGUAUAAACACCAGUAUUCUUAAAGCACAUAAAACUGCCAAUGUAUAACUUGUUUUUGUGACUAAAAUCAAUCUACAAUAUAUCAGCUUUUCCAGACAAAUGUCUAUUCUGGACUUAACACCAACCCUGAGCUCUUUUGUGCCAAGGCUGAGGAAACAUUUGGAGCAAGACAACAUGAUAUUUUAAACUGGAAUGGAAAUUUCAACCAAGUCUUUCAACCAUCCCUUUUUGCCUAUUAUAAAAACUGCUCUUGCAUGUUGUAAUUUCUUUGCCCUUGAUUCGUCUUUUCAGCAUAAAAAGGUUGACAAAGAAUUCCAGAUGGUGGUGGAAAAAAGGACAAGGCUGCCUCAAUUCCCUUUCUUUGUCACAUCAUUUGGUUUGUAUUUUAGGAAAUGAAACAACAGCUUAAAUGGAAUGAAUGUAGAAACGGAUGUAGAACGUAGAAAGUAGCAACUUUGGAUGGAUAAUCCAAAGCGUACUUACCUUAGACCAGGCUUCAUAUUUCACCACAAUUAAUUCUCCUGAUAUACCACAGUGAUGUUGAAUAUCGAGCGGCACGGUGGUGUAGUGGUUAGCGCUGUCGCCUCACAGCAAGAAGGUUCUGGGUUCGAGACCAGUGGCCGGCGAGGGCCUUUCUGUGUGGAGUUUGCAUGUUCUCCCCGUGUCCGCGUGGGUUUCCUCCGGGUGCUCCGGUUUCCCCCA